AUGAGUCUCAUCAGCACACCAGAGAGGAUGGAACUGAAUUUUUAUCUGGCCUCCAAAGAGACUCUUAGGCCAGUCGUCCGUGCGUUCAUGAACCAGCUGACGGCAGAAAACUGGCAGAGACUGGAGACUGGGCGUCUUGACCCAGAGACAAGUACUCGCGUGACAGCUUUGUGUGUAAAUGUUAUUGAAAUUUUGGCUCAAAGUCUGCAUGAGUCUCUCAACAGAAGACUUGAAAAACAGAAAGACUGGUCACCAGGAUCUGCUAAAUCUGUGUGUAAGGAGGACGUGCGCGAAUGUUUAGGGAACAUGGGUGAAGUCAUCGCACAGACUGUGGCAGAGGUACAGGGUGUAGGAGACAUCCACUACCCUAAGAGCGGGCGGGUGACAGAGCUCAUGGUCACAGCAGUCACAGAGAGAGUCAACUCCAGGCUGUCUAAAACAAGUGACAGUGACGACUCGGAGGAGCACAAGACUUCCCCCACUAUUCUAAUCAAACUGAGGGGACACUUCAAGAGGAUUCUCAAAAACUGCUACGAAAGGAUGAAGACAAUGUUGCACCGAGUCAAAUCAACCUGCACUGUGCAGGAGAAGGAAGAGGUGGUGGUACCCACUCAGACCUCUGUAACUUCUCUGCAAGAAGAGAAACCAGGCAGGGCCGAGUCUACGGUCAACAAAUCCCCGACUAUUUUUCAUGUGACCAAAGAAAUCCUGGAGCAACAACUGGAAGAGAUUGUUCAUGAUGCUCAGAGUUACUCCACAGAGGAAGAAGAUAGCCUGCUUCUUUCUCAAACCAGCAAGGACUACGAGUUAUCAGAGUUAUCAUCUCAGAUUGUUGAAAAUUUUACAGAGGAUGUUCCACAGGACCUGGCUGGAUGUCACACAGAAGAUCUCUUAGGAUACCGCAGGAGAAAAGUCAUCAGGCAGAUGAGGACUGUCUUUGUCCAAACAUUUGCUCGAGGGUCAAUCCUGAGCAUGAUGUCUAAAUUCAGACGCAAGCCGGCCUCCCGUAAAGAACAGGAAGCUGUGAAAUUAGUCAAUUCACAGCUGAUUAAGAGUGUGGAUGAUCUUUUAACAGAGUUCAUUACAACAAACAAUCAGGUACCAAGUCGUGGGUCAUUAGAGGAUUGCCCCUUUGAGAAAUUAGCCAGCAUCUUUUCCGGUGACGAGCUGGAAAGUUUUGCUGAAAAGCUGAGUGACACAUUGGCCAGUCACUUGACACCACCAAAAGUCCAAGAAAAAACACACCGAGAAGAGAUUCGUGCUGGAGUAGACAAGAUCCUUAAAGAGACGAGGAAGUGGCUAAAGAAGCAGAGCCGACUGCGCAAGAUUAGGAAGGACUGUGUGAGCAUGACUCUCAAGAAGUUCAGGAGAUUUGUGCAGAAUAACCAGUCAGAUCUCAGUCCCCCCAAAACUGGAGCUGAGGAUCAGACCUGCCCCACACCUGUGCGAGAGGAGGUUCAAAGCUUCACAGCUGAGGAGGAGGAAGAAGAGGCCUGCUCAGAUGAGGAGGAGGAAGAAGAGGUCUACACAGCUGAGGAGGAGAAGGAAGAGGCCUGCUCAGAUGAGGAGGAGAAGGAAGAGGUCUACACAGCUGAGGAGCAAGUAGAACAGGCUCAGGUGGCAAAACCAUCUGGUCAAAACACUGAAUCUGUUCUGUGGGACCCACUGAUUUGCCAAAUCAUUGUGAAGAUGUUCUUACGCAAAGUCAUGAAAAAUUUCUUCCCCGAUCAGACCUACAAAUCAGCUGAAGCCAGACUGACAGACAUGCUGUAUGAAAAGAUGAGUGGUACUUCUGUUAAUGUGGAUUUGAGCCUGAAAAGCAUCAAAAAGAAAUGCAAAGCUGUGUACAAAGAAGUGCUCAAAAAUGUUGAUGCUUCAGUUCUUUGGUUAAAUCUCUUGGAAGAGGAUCAACCACUCCUUGAGGCUGUGGCUGAGGCUCUAAUGAAGCAUUUUUCAUCAGAAAGACCCAGCUCCAUCCAAAAGUUCUUCAGAUGUCUUCUCCGGACUUUCACUUCAGCUUGGACCCCCUGGGCUUCCCGCCUAACUGCAGCUUGUCGCGCAUGAAGUCCUAGAUGGAUAUGAGGACAGACUUCAGGCCCAUACAUGGCCACCAGCGAAUGGGUUUACUCCGAGUGCUUCGGUUUCUCCCAACACAAGACUAAAAACCUUGAAAAAAAAAUAAAAUAAAUAAAAUAGCAGAGUGGCGCAGUGGAAGCGUGCUGGGCCUAAAACCCAGAGGUCGAUGGAUCGAAACCAUCCUCUGCUAACCAUGCUGGAAAUGUGCAGCUGCUCCGUUCAUGUCUCCCACAGGUGACGUUUCUUCUUCAUCAGAAUUGGCCAUUUUUAAUCAAAAGAUAAUGACACAAAAAUCAUUGGGACAUACCUGCAUGUCCUGGAUCCUAGGGUUGACAAAUAACUUAAGGAUCCAGGACAUGCAGGUAUGUCCAAAUGAUUCUCCCAUGAAGCUAAGAUCAUAUUCUGGAUGUAGGUGCAAACAGAAAUGAAAUGUGAUGGAAAACUGAGCACAAAUAAGCUAUUCUAGCCAUUUUUCAUAUCAAUAUGGGAUAACAUACAAAUGAAAACACUCAAAAAAAGCAUUUUGCACUAUGAGGAAGUAAUAUUUUACACAGGCAGGCAAGUGGGGCUGACUCCAGAUGAGGUCAGGACUGUAUAAUGUGUCAAAUAUGGCGAUUUUCCACCUAACGAACCACACGUUUUGACUGAUUACUCAAAAAGUGAUGGAAUGCCCAUCCUGAAACUUGCAGGGAUGCUGGUGGACAUGAUCGUCUUUCUUUAGUGUGAAUAUGAAGACAAUUGAAGGACGCAUGUUUUUUGCUAUUUCCAAUUUAAGGUUUUGGUCUUUUAUAAUUUUUUUUUUACACCUCUGUUAACAUCAGCAUAAAGAGUCAUUAUUGACAUGAUUUCAACCCGUUUGACCCUGAAUUCAAAUCAUCACCGACCUUCAGGAGGACUUGGAGACUCCUGGUUAAGAACUCAGCAGGAUCCGCUCGUUAACUUUAAUUAGAUGAUACGUGAGAGGUUCAGAUUAAUGAAUGAACGAAUGAACCCUUAAUCAAUCACUUAUCAAUCACUGACGGCGCUCCUUUGCAGCUUAUUAACAUGUAUUGAUGAACAUCUAUAAAUGGAUUAUUGACUGUUGAACCUCAGUUUGGAGCCUCACAUACGAGAUGUUCCCAAAAAGUCGUUUUAUCAUUUAAAGAAGAUCUCCAGAGUGCGCCGGUUUCUCUCUCUGGAGCCGACGCAGAGACUCUUCUUCAUGUAGAAUCCACUAUCUCCAUGCUCUCCUCUCUGGUCUUCAUAAAAACAUCUCACAGCUUCAGCUCCAACAAAGUUCAGCUGCACACAUGCUGACGAAUGUCAGUUUUGGUUUGUUGGCUUGUAGAGGUUGAAGAUGAGAUUGUUUUGUUUCACCUGGAGAUAAAGAGCAAAUGUCUUCAACAGCACUGUGGGAAAGGGGCAGGAUUAAAAAGAAGAAUAUCUCAACUCUCAGCCACUGAAUCUACACAAAAACUGUAGGACCCUAUGUGAAACUGAGCCUUCUGUAUGGUUCAAAGUUUGCAUAGUUAAAGCUUGGCAUGACUUUACGUGCCACAGACACUGCUGUCAAAAUUAAAUAAUAUCAAAAGCUGUGAUCAUAGUUAACAUUUAAUCACUUCGGAGAACAACUUGUAGUCAAAUGUGUGGACAAGUUUCAACAUCAGAUUUGUCAUUUUUGCGCUGCUUCUAUUAAAAUAUAGGGUUAAAAUGAUGUUAUUUUUUAAAUCAACAUUUUACAGUCUCCCACAUUUUUUGAAAUUGGAAAUGUAAAUGUAAUAGUUGUGUCACUUAAUGUCAUGCAAAAUAUAAAAAUAUGAAACUAUAUGGGGAAAAAAAAAACGAUUCCCUGUCAUUAUUGAGCAGUUUUUUUGUUUGUUUUUUUAUUUAUCUAUUUAUUUAUUGUGACAGUUUGUUAAAUAAAGGACCUAUUUAUGCUGAUGUUAACAGAGGUGUAAUGAGAGUAAAUAAAUGUGUUAAUUAUGAUUUUAUUUUAGAAGAUCCUCCUCAGGUCUUAUCAGAAGUUUAUUAAGAAGGGAUCAAUAACAGGGACCUUCAGUCAGGAAUGUUGCUCAGAGGUAGUCUGUCCUCGACAUAAAGCUCCCUGAUAGGACGCUGGUCCUCUGGGGACGACGGUGACCCUUUGAGGACUUCCUGUGACUCAGAUGAGCAGUAAUCAUCAUUGAUCAUCUGAUCGGAGCAGAUAUCUGGUCUUCUGAGUUCUCUCUAACUCUGGUUUUUAGAGGGACAGGGUCAGCAUGAAGACAGUCUCAGGGAUGAUCCAGAGACCCAUGAGGACGUGUCAGAGCUGUUGUCCUCUGAGGACAUUCCUCCACAGUGAUUGAUGCCCUCAUGUAAAUCAGGUCAGCUGCAGCGGGCCUGAUGGGCUGAUUGAUUGCGUCUUUAACACCCGAUGAGUCCCUCAGACUGGAGUGCUGCUCCUCUCUGCCGGUCCUGCUCCUUUGUCUCAGCCCCAAAGUGAACCAUUGAGACGAGUGAGUCCUGUGUCCUCCUCAGCCGCCUUUGUGAACCUCACAAUGACCAUUCAGCUCUGUUGGUGGUAGAGCUGCUUUUCAUCCUGCUCUCCAGCUCUGCAGCAGCCGAGCGUGAGGCGGAGAGGACCCUGCACAAACACAGAGACAGGGACAGAGCUCUGCAGGGUCCGCAGAGAGGACGGGGUUAA
Xyrichtys novacula (pearly razorfish) is the source of this 4738-nucleotide messenger RNA. NCBI's taxonomy places the organism in Eukaryota, Metazoa, Chordata, Actinopteri, Labriformes, Labridae. The record is from the annotation of a GenBank genome assembly.